Messenger RNA from Cornus florida, 1823 nucleotides. RefSeq lists its product as uncharacterized. The record is from RefSeq and is a predicted model, not a curated record. The coding region runs from base 30 to 1442 and encodes 470 amino acids. Gene Ontology annotation, molecular function: iron-sulfur cluster binding; RNA methyltransferase activity. The transcript is spliced from 9 exons. Gene Ontology annotation, biological process: rRNA base methylation; tRNA methylation. NCBI's taxonomy places the organism in Eukaryota, Viridiplantae, Streptophyta, Magnoliopsida, Cornales, Cornaceae.
CGGAAAAAAAUAAAAUACUACCAACAGAAAUGGAGAUGAGUUGCUGUGUGUGGAUGAGGCGAAUCAUGGUGGGAACGAACUCUCUGCUUCUUCUCUCAAAGAGGCCUCCAGUGACCAUUUCCUUCUCUACUUCUACUAUAAUUCCAUCCAGGUCCUUCCUUUCUUCCAGAAAAUUACUCUCACUAUCAUUCUCUCUCAGCCUCGACUCUUCCCACCGUCGCUGGCUUUCAACCACCGCUCGUUCCUCACCACUGCCUCCCGUCUCAGCCGUAGAUGAUCUCAAUUGCUCCCCUACAGGAGGUGGUGACAAGACUGGAGUACCAAAAAAGGGCUCAAAGGUGCUUCUGAAGGGAAUGAGAUAUGCUGAAUUUGAAAAUUGGGUUCUGUCAAGCGGUUACCGGCCUGCUCAGGCUUUAAUGUUAUGGAAGCGCCUUUAUGGAAAUAAUAGUGAUAAUAUUUGGGCACAUUGCACUGAUGAACUGGAAGGUUUAAACAAAGAUUUCAAGAAAAUGUUGAGUGAACGUGCUGAAUUCAGAGCAUUGUCAUUGAAAGAUAUUAUCACAGCGUCUGAUGGCACGAAGAAGAUUUUGUUCACAUUGGAAGAUGGACUUGUAAUAGAAACGGUUUUAAUACCUUGUCCUAGGGGAAGGACUACUGUUUGCGUUUCAAGUCAAGUGGGAUGUGCUUUGAAUUGUCAGUUUUGCUUCACUGGCAGAAUGGGUUUAAGAAGAAAUUUAACUGCAGCUGAGAUAGUAGAUCAGGCUGUAUUUGCGCGGCGUCUCUUCUCAAGUGAAGUUGGCUCCAUUACCAAUGUUGUAUUCAUGGGGAUGGGAGAACCACUUCACAACAUUGAAAAUGUCAUAAAAGCUGUAGACAUAUUGGUACAUGAGCAAGGUCUGCAUUUUAGUCCACGCAAAGUUACUGUUUCAACUAGUGGGCUUGUCCCCCAGAUGAAACGUUUCCUCCAUGAAUCUAAUUGUGCUUUGGCAGUUAGCUUAAAUGCAACAACUGAUGAGGUCAGAAACUGGAUCAUGCCAAUUAAUCGGAAGUAUAAAUUAAGUUUGCUUCUUGACACACUUCGGGAGGAACUUCGCACCAGAAGUAACUACAAAGUUCUGUUUGAAUAUGUAAUGCUAGCAGGAAUUAAUGACAGCGUUGAGGAUGCAAAGAGGCUCAUUGAUCUCAUCCAGGGUAUACCAUGCAAGAUCAACCUCAUCUCAUUCAACCCUCACUCUGGGUCCCAGUUUAAACCAACCAGGGAGGAGGAGAUGAUUGAAUUUCGAAAUUUUCUCGCUGCAGCAGGGUGUGUUGUUUUCCUGCGACUCAGUAGAGGGGAUGAUCAGAUGGCUGCCUGCGGCCAGCUUGGCAAACCUGGUGAAAUCCGGGCUCCUUUGCUCCGUGUUCCAGCUGAAUUCCAAGCGGCAUUAGGAGCUGCAAUUUGACUGCCAAUCAUACAGGCAGAUUACUUGUCAAAGUGGUUAGACAUCUCAUCCUUCCAUCGGAGAUGAUACGAAGCAUAAUCAUGAGAAUUGAAUGGCUGCAGGGAUUAUUUUUCCUCUGGGCUGUCAGGGUAGUGCAUUAUUCUUGGUUAAAAUUUUCUUUUGUAUUCGAAUACACAGAAGUUUAUUCAAAUUCUUGGCCUAUCCCAUUAUUUAGAUAUGUGGUAUUGCUGUCUGUUGGAAAUUUGGCAGCCAUGAUAGGAAUGAAGCCAGACUAUGGCCAACAUGGGUAACAUCAUACCCACAAAAGGCCAAUAUUAUGAGGUCGAAUGAUACUUAUUUAUUCCAAAUUAGGAAAUGAAUAUACUAUAAUUAUGGUUUGAA